This is a messenger RNA of Pelobates cultripes (western spadefoot toad), 6874 nucleotides long. NCBI's taxonomy places the organism in Eukaryota, Metazoa, Chordata, Amphibia, Anura, Pelobatidae. The record is from the annotation of a GenBank genome assembly.
UAUAGUACAAAUGAGACUGUAAAGGUAUGCAUUCUGACGAGGCACAGUGAUGGGAGUGGGCGGAGCCCAGGUGUGCACAGGUGUAUAUAUACAGGAUGGGAAACUCUAGUAUUUACACUCACUGCACCUGCAAUCCUUCCCUACCUGGAGUGAAGGUGAGUUGGCUCUGCAGCAUUUCAAUCUCUGCUACUUAGGAUUGGGUUACAUGAAACUAACCAAGUAACCAUUUCAAGGGAAAAGGAAUUUUUGACAGAGAAAGGUUAUACAAAGAGAUCAUUGUAUCUUUUUAGUUCAUUUUACUAAUCUAUUAUAUUUUCCUUUUUUUUUUUUUUUUUUAAAUCUACUAGCUCUAUGUUAUGUAUUUGGGCAAAAAACAAUAGUGCCAUGCUGUCAUGAUGAAUUAGCUACUGUUUAGGUAUUACUUGAUGGUUCUAUUUUCCUUUGAUCUGUUUACUUGCAGUUUUUCUGGCACAAUUAUGUUUUAAAUGCAAGCAAAUACUUGUGGCGUAUAAGAUUUUAUGUUUUUUAUUUGCGCUCAAUUGUGACAAUGCAUGAAAUAUGUUUAAAUAUUGUACUCGUUUAUACAGAUAUUAAAGGGAGGAAUGUGGGUUCAUUUUGAAAAGUUGUUGUAGUGUGCAGUGAUAAACGUAUAACGUUUGCAGCUCUCAAUACUGGUAUACAGUUUCUGUUUAGAAAUAGCCAACAAGGAAAUGUGCAGAAAUAGUCCUGAUUUAGAUCAAUGGUUUUAAUAAGUAACUAGCACUGAGGCCUAUCCCUGUUAACGUAUACAGGCAUUUGUGAUCUAUUUAUGGAAAUUAGAAUUUACCCUGUCUAGGGAAUAGAAUUUUCAAUCAGAGUACAUAUUAUGCAAAAAAAGAAAAACUGAUAUAAAAGUAAAAAUGUCUUUGCUGCAACGCCACAUGAUCUGUGUCUUCUGCAGCGAGUGCUCACCAGACUAGGUAGUGGCUAAAAUCUCACUAACUUAAUUCUGAGACUGCCCCAGCUUUUUGUGAGUGCUUUGUGCAUAUUUAUAAAGGUAUUUUGUGAAGGGGUUUAUGGGAUAUGUAGUUCAGCUAUCAGCUUUUAGUAGAACUCUGUAGCGACCAUGGAAGAUCCAUGCAGUGGGGGAGAAGAAAACAGUAAAGGUGGGGAGAAGGGAUAUUUUAAUUGUUAUUGAAAUUUGAUUUCAAUUUUAAUAAAUUAAGUUUAUUUAAAAAUCACAGGUAAAUUAUUUGAAUUACAGCUGAAAGUAAUUUGAAAUCAAUGCUGUAUUAUUUUGAGAUGUUAUCUUGAUGUCCCUUAUAUAAAAAAUAGAUAUUUGCCAUGCAAAUAACUUUGGAUCUUAUGCAUGUUUGCAUCUCUUUUGCAAUCAAGUAACAAAUUAUUAAUUCAAUAUAAUGGCCUGAAUGUGUAACUUUGCAUUAGUACAAAUACUGGUUAAAUAUUGGUGGGAGAGAUUUCUCCUUUGCAUGUCUAAGUUGCAUACAUCCAGAGCAGGGGUGCCCAAAAGGGAGAUCCCUAACUUUUGUUUAACCCCUUAAGGACACAUGACAUGUGUGACAUGUCAUGAUUCCCUUUUAUUCCAGAAGUUUGGUCCUUAUGGGGUUAAACUACAACUUACAUGUCUCAUGGAGGCUGUAGUUGGUCCACCUUUUGACCGCACCUGAUCUACAUGUUCUUGUGGAUAUAUGGCUAGGGUAUGUAUGUAACUUGCAAUUACGGACUCACAUCCUCGAUAAUAUCCAGGAUCAGAAAUCAAGAUAGUAAAUGUGUUAAUUCUUUCAGAUCUUAUCAUGGAGAAAAUUCUGAAGUCAGUGUUUGUUCUCCUGGUGGCUACCUCCUUCACUCUAGCCAAGGACGAGAAAGCUACAGCCAAACCGCAAACCCUCUCUAGAGGUAAGUCCUUACACUAAUUGUCAUUUUCUGAUACUAAAUAUUCUUGUGUGUUACCCUGAGUGCUCUAAACUGAGAUGGAAGCAUGACCCAAGGUAACAUGAACUAACCAUUGUAUGUUCUUGGCCGCACAAGCUAGCUUUCGCUCUCUACUGCUACUUGCACAAACUAUCUCAACCCCUAUAUUUUCUUUCUGGAUAAACUAUUUCCUGCUCUCUUCUACAACGUUCUUUUCUCUACUACCAACAUGCAAGACCUAAUUCUUUCUGCUACUACCUCAGUGAAUAAGCUACAUUCCACACCUUUUUCAAGCUAUAUAAAAACGAUGUCCUACAGUCUGAAGCCUAUGUGCAUCAGCUCCUUUGUAUUCAAGUGGUUCUGUGUGUGAACUACAUAAUACAUUCUUUGUUUUUUGUUUUUUUAUUUUACUUUUUUUCUCUCACUGUCUCACAAAUAUAGUUACGUCAAGUUAUGCCACCACUCCCUACUUCAUUUACUAGAAACAGAAAACGUGCUGUUUUCCAUUCUGAUCCCUGCUGAAAGUAUGCAUAAACUAACACAUACCAGCUUCUAACUAGGGAUGUGAGCCCCAUUCUACCCUCUGUUAGCUAUGUUUUUUUUAUCUGUGUACUAUCUUCAUACAUGAUCUACUUCCUUAUUCCUACCCUUUACUGUAAAUGUAAAUUAGCUCCCUACGGUAUGACCUACCCUUUAUCCCAGGUCUAGCUUUACUACUAUUACCACAAUUACUUUGCAUACUGUAUUCUGGAUAGACGCAGGCCUUGGCGCCUAUAUUAAUUUGUGGGUGCCGAAAGGACUGAGACAGAAGCACCAUUUUCCACCUACCCACAGAAAUAUUUUGAAAACAUAUUAAAGAAGCUUAAAAAAAUGCCCAAUAUCAUCAUUAGUAUAUUAUUAUUAUAGAGAACAAGCAUGUUCUGCAGCAUUGAGCAAUGGGUGGACAAUGUUGUCCCAUAUUUAGGAGAGGGCCUUAGAUGCUCUGGAAUUCUCAUGGGUUUUUUCCUUUUCUUUUUAAAUCAAUGGCUACAGUUGACAAAAAGCAUAGUUACUUCAUACGUAUUCCUUGCACCGUAGCCUCUACCAUUAGCUGUAGUAAUUACAGUUCUUAGAGUGAAGUUGUAAUUUUAUUUUUAAUAACUGCACUCUGUUGCAUUCAUACACCCUUCUUUAAAAGGAAGCUGGGUGAGUUCAACUCCAGGGUGACCUCCUAAGGCAUGCCACAGUUUGCAAUGUGUAGAAACCUGUCAACACCUGAUUGUUAAAUAAUUUACUUUGGCUUUCUUCUUGCAGGGUGGGGUGAUAGCCUUGACUGGGUGCAGACAUACGAAGAGGCCUUGUAUAAAGCCAAGUCCGGGUAAGUAGACAAUGCAUUCCAGUAAUAACUAUACACUACCACAUAUCUAUUGAACCAAUGGCGCCAUCUUCUGUACUUUUUUGAGAUGACAGUCUUCAAAAGGUUGACCUCAUACACAGAGAUGGAAGUGGUUAAAAAAAUAAAAUUAAAAACAAAAAAAACAUGCAAAAUAGAUUUAGGUAUAGCUCCUUUGUGUUCAGCAAUCUAAAUGUAUAGGAAACCUUGUUACUAAAAUAAAACACAUGGGUUUUCUACUGACAAGCACUCAUUUAAAUAUUAUUUCCUUAGCAUAGUACCUUUAAACUCACAGUACCUUACUUUAGCAUUCUAGCAAAUUAGAAGAGGUAGCACAAAUUGUUAGCACAAUUAUAUAUUUUUAAAUUAGAAAAGCAAUACACUCACAGCUAAUUUUCUGUACACCGAGUACCCAUAUAGUAUAAAAUUAUUAGUAUGGGGAGAGCACUCAAAUAAAAGGUUCGUAAAGAAUUCAAAUUCAACAUAUCUGUACUGUAUUUAUUAAGACAAUAAGCCAACACAUAUUAUACAAAGACGUUCUAAAUUGAAAUGAGCAAUAAUAAGCUGUAUAUUUUAAUUUCCAGAAAUAAACCAUUGAUGGUUAUCAAUCACAGAGAGGACUGCCCCCAUUCUCAAGGUAAGAGACUUUCCUUGUCUUGGAUAAGAGAAAAUAGUUAGCCAUGUCCUGAAAUGUUAUAUGGCUAAUAUAAUCAUAUGCACUUACUUAAAAUAAAAUAUUAAUGUUGAAAAGGAAUUAAUAUGCUUUUACCUAUAUAGAAAGAAAUAUAUACAUUUCACAGCCAUAAAACAAUGUUUAAACUACAAAAGUGUAUGGAUACUAUAUUAAGACAUUAAAGGACCACUUUAGAUACCCAGACCACUUAAUCUAAAUGAAGUGGUCUGGGUGCAGUGGCCCUUUGGUUUUAACCCUGCAAAGCAAUACAUUGUAGGUUUGUAGAAACUGUAAUGCUUCCAUUACAGGUUUAAACACACCUCUAGUGGCCGUCAUACUGAUAGCCACUAGAGGCUCAUAGAGAGCAUUUUAUUGGCUCGGAGGGCAAUUUGCUGUGCAUUCACAUUAGCUUCCAGUGCGUCCCUAUGGAGAAGUAUUGGAUUGGUUAAGAUCAUUAAUCUUAUAGAUCUCAGCCAAGGAGUUGAAGCGGCUGUGGAGAGGAAAGAAAAGUGAAUAAAACUCCCUUUUAAAAUGCUUGACGGAGUGUGUGUUGUAUAAGGGGGGUGGGGGGUGGGGGGGAGACACCCCUAACCAGGUAGGAGAACACUAUUGUGUUUUAAAUAUAUGUUUGCAUUCCUAAUGCUGUAGUCUUCCUUUAAUUUCUGUGAUAUUUAUUAAUAGAAGCUUUGUAAGCAAACAUAUUUUAAUUUGUAAUAAUAUAUAAUGUUGUAAGCCUAUUGCAAACUGACCAUUAACUCUAUCUUACAGCUCUGAAGAAAGCAUUUGCUGAACAUAAAGGCAUUCAGAAACUUGCUGAACUUUUCGUGCUCCUUAAUGUCAUUGUGAGUAUCUAUACUAAGAGUCGCAUUUAGAAUCAUGGAAUAAACUGAUGGUUAGGAGAUCUUAUUUAUGUUUUCUCCUCUUUCUCUUCCUGUCCUUUGAAAUCUGACUACUUCAUGUUAGAACUUUCUAGGCACGUUAAAUCCUCCUUAACAUUAAGUCCCGGCUUCAAAUGCCAUCUAAUCCUAAAUACCUCCUAACCACCCCUAUCUCUAAUUAUAAUGACUACUAGACCAACCCAUAUUCUAAACCCCAUGAGACCAAGAAGGAUAUCCAAUCUUAAAUAUACCUAACCCUAACAUUAUAUUAUUGCCAUUUUUUUGUAUCAAUUAAUACAUAGAAAAGUUAGAACGUUAAGAAUAAUUUAAUUACAUAAUGUAUAUACAUUUUAUUAUGCAAAGUAAUGCAAAAUUAAACCAAUCCUGUGUAUACACACAUUAUGUAAAUAUAUUUAUCAUACAACAUUUGUACAUUUCACUUAACUACAUUUUUUUAUUUCAUUUUAGUAUGAUCCUACAGACAAGAAUCUGUUACUCGAUGGCCAGUAUGUUCCAAAGGUCGUUUUUAUUGGUAAGUGAUAUUAAAGCCUAGCCAGUAGGUCUGAAAUUAGUGGUUUUAGGUACAGGAGAAGCACCCAAAGCUUUCUAUGGGGUCAAUGUUUAAAUAAAGAUACACGAGCUAACAAUUUAAUUACAUACAUCUAUUGAAAACAGUGUCAGUGAAUCGUCACUUUCUGUUAAUUCUGAAUAUUUCUUUAAACAGAUCCUUCCCUUGUUGUAAGAGCAGAUCUCCCUGGCAAAUAUUCAAACCAUCGCUACACUUAUGAGCCAACCGAUAUUGAUCUAUGUAAGUAAUGCAUAUCAUCCAGUGUACAUAUCAGGUUAUUGAAAACAUAAACAAGGACAGGACCAGCACUACUAACAUAUUCAAUAUGUAACUAGUUGUUCAUUAUUUAAGAUUCCACGUUCUGUGUUUGCUGCUAUCAAUGUGUCUUUCUUAGUCAAAUAACUUUAUUUAUUGUAAUUACUGGCACAAAAAGAUAAACCAUUUCACAGGAAGCAACAAAAAAAUAUCACGCGGUCAAUAACAGGCGACAUUUCAUUUAACCAAUAAAAUGACACAAUUGUUUUCUGAUGAAUUGCAGCACUAUCUGAAUUGCAUUUUCUUAAGGACCAAACUUCUGGAAUAAAAGGGAAUCAUGACAUGUCACACAUGUCAUGUGUCCUUAAGGGGUUAAACAUGACUGACUAUACUACACCUAGAUAACAGAUUCUCGGAACUAGCAAUCAAGUGCUUAGGGUUCUGAAUAUUCCUCCAGUUUAAAUCAAAUAGGCAAAUCACCUUCUACUCGAGGGCACAAAGUGAUUUAAAAAAAAAUAAAGAUGUUAAACACAAGACAGGCAAAUUUAGGAAGGCAUUGUGUUGGCAGAAGCAUUGAAUAAAAGUCACUUGCUAUCUUCAGAUUGCCAGAUAUGUUCACUGAUUUUAAUUAUUUUUAAUAAUAUAAAACUGGGGUAAUCCCCAAAGCAAUGACAUUUAGUAACAAAAUAUUUCUAUCAUCCUGAAGUGAUACGGCAUAAUUUGACUUGUAUGCACAAUUUGUGGAUUCCAUAACAGAAUGGCCGUGUAAUUCUUAUUAAGAUAACCCAGUCAAGGCUAAAGAAUGAUUUUUCUUUAUACCAUGCUAUGUAUUAAUCCAAAAUAAGGCUUGGUGUUUGUUUUACAUAUUUAUUUGACUGUUUGUUUCUUAAUUUCUUUUUUAGUAUAUGAAAACAUGAAGAAAGCUCAGAAACUCCUCAAGACAGAAUUGUAGAAGGGAUUUGUUUUUAUUUUUUAGCAUAACUAAAUACUAAUAUUGUCAAUCUGUGUGGUCUUAAAUUAACAUUAUUCCAAAUGUACGGUCUAUGACGAGAAAUCAUUUUAUAUUUUCCACUUGUAAUGGAGACACGAAAACAUCUGUGCUCUUAUUUUUUUAAAGAAAUAAAUAUGAUAGUGGUUGCUUAUUUAUAAAUUUGGGCUGUGUGAUUUUUAUUGAUACAUUUUUAAGAGUAUUCAUACAUAUGGUAAAUAGAUAGGAA